AUGCUUCCUUGGAACGUGCAGGUGCCAAGCUGGCUGGGCUGGUGCCGCCUGUCAUUGCUGUGGCACUACGACGAGUUCCAGCCUCCUGCUCCCGCGCCUGCCACUGUAUGUCCCUCCGCCUCUCCCACCUGGACAGACCGCUAUGGCCGGAGUGAUGCCUGGAGCGACUGGGGCUUUCGGUCCGAUGCAGGGCUACCCGACAGGCACAAGGCGAAGCAGAAGUGGAAGCCGGCUGCAAAGAGCGCCAAGUGA
Symbiodinium sp. CCMP2592 is the source of this 252-nucleotide messenger RNA. The record is from the annotation of a GenBank genome assembly. NCBI's taxonomy places the organism in Eukaryota, Dinophyceae, Suessiales, Symbiodiniaceae.